Messenger RNA from Helianthus annuus (common sunflower), 2253 nucleotides. Its product is annotated as B3 domain-containing protein Os11g0197600. NCBI's taxonomy places the organism in Eukaryota, Viridiplantae, Streptophyta, Magnoliopsida, Asterales, Asteraceae. Bases 300 to 1979 code for a protein of 559 amino acids. The transcript has 7 exons. Gene Ontology annotation, molecular function: DNA binding. The record is from RefSeq and is a predicted model, not a curated record.
CCACCUUUCUCUCUCUCUCCCUCUCCCUCUCUUACUCUUUCUCUCCCUCGUUCGUUCUCUCUCUCUUCUUCUCUCUCUUCCUCUCUCUCUCCCUUCUCUCUCUCUCUCUGGUUUAAGGUACACCCUCUGUAUUGCCCUCUCUCUCUCUCUCUCUCUCCCCACUGUGUAUAUCUUCAAAGUCUCACGUGACGAAAGAGAUUGAUUCAAUUGAAUUGAAUUGACGGUGCAUCCAGCAAAUGUCAUCAACUCAUCAUUUCUAGGGUUUUACACCACCUGAUUCCUUCCAACAAACAAACACCAUGAAUGCACCACAACCUCAUUUUAUCAACCCCUUCAACCCUAAUCUUUCCAUCCAUAAACUGAAAAUACCUUCAAAAUUUGUCAAACAUUUGGAGGGGAAAACAACUGGUACAGUUUACUUAACGGGUCCAAGCGGAAACACGUGGCAUGCUGACCUGGCACAGGAAACCGACGGCUUAUUCAUCUUAAACGGAUGGGCAAGUUUUGUGAGAGAUCACUUCUUAGAAAACGGUGACUCUUUAGUUUUCAGAUACGACGGUAACCUGCAUUUCACAUUACAAAUAUUCGACCAAAGUUCGUGCGAAAAGGAAACCGCGUUUUCUGCUGAGUGUCAUCAAGAUCUAAGCAUCUUCGAUCAACAUUUUGGUAAAAAAAGAGAACGUGAACGCGAAUACGCGUCUUUGUUUAAUAACGCGGUUGACUGCGUGCCAAAGAAAGCGAGAAGCUCACAACCCGCUCAUGACAUACAAUUAGGGUUACAAGAAUCCGUUAAUGGAUUAAAUGGACAAUGUGAAGUUGCGGAUUUUUUAAACAAUGCGGAUUUUUGUAGCGGUGCGAUGAAGAGUCCCCUGAACAAUGUUAUGCCGAUAUCAGAGGUAUGCCCUAAUGAUGAUGAGUUGGGUCGGUUAUCAGCUUCUGAAGCGGAUAAGAUAGCGCAAUCGUUUACUUCAAGUUUUCCGCACUUUACUCAAGUUAUGAAAAGGUUUAACAUAAGCGGUUCGUAUACUAUGAAUGUUCCAUAUCAAUUUGCUAUGGCGUACCUUCCAAACUGCAAAGUAAAAAUCGUGUUACACAACUUAAAAGGAGAAUCUUGGACCGUUAAUUCAAUUCCAACCACACGGGUGCAAACGUCACAUACGUUCUGUGGCGGGUGGUUGGCUUUUGUUCGCAGUAACAACAUUAACAUUAGAGACGUCUGCAUAUUUGAACUUGUCGGCAAAUGUGAAAUGCGCGUUAACAUUCUUAGAGUUAGACAAGAACUACAAGACUAUGAACAUAUUGAUCUUAAGGGGUCAACUAAUGCGGCUGCUCAUAAAGUUUCCGGAAGGUUGACUAAAAAAGUCAAACGAAAAUCACUUAAACAGACUCCUGGUUUGACUGAAAGUCAAAAGUUUGCUUUCUCCAUUGAAAAAGUCAAACUUGGUAUUGCAGCAAAGGGGUCGGUUGGUUCACAAUUAAGAACUGUUAAUGGAAAAUCAGGGAAAGCAAGAGUGUUUCAAGAAAACCGGGGUUCUUCUAUGACAGGGUUUACGUCAAUGAAAUCAGCACCCGAGGAAAAAAUAGCCGCUGAAUCAUUCAUUUCUAGUUUUCCUUAUUUUGUUCGGGUCAUGAAAAAGUUCAACAUAGGUGGAUCUUACACUCUGAAAAUUCCGUUUCGGUUUUCUAUGGAACACCUUCCGAACUACAGAACAGAGAUCAUCCUUCACAAUUUGAAGGGAGAAUGCUGGACGGUAAAUUCAGUCCCGACUCUUAAAGUACAAACAUUGCAUACUAUUUGUGGAGGGUGGAUGGCGUUUGUUCGUGACAAUGACAUACAACUCGGAGAUAUUUGCAUUUUCGAGCUUGUUGGUAAAUGUGAGAUGCGAGUCCACAUAACAAGUGUUGGAAAGAAUGGCAUUAAUCUUGAUUACGAAACUGGAACGGGACCUUCUAAUGCAUUAGCGAACGUGUCGUGUUGAUAGAAAGGCGUCAUGUUCUGGUCGGUUUUGUUUAUUGGGAAGUUGCUUACACGGGUAAAAAGAGGCUGGAAGAAAGAUCUACCGUGUAUUGUACCCAUUUUCCGUCUUAUGGUACAUCUUGUAUCUUUCAAUCGUUUUGUAGAACGAAAAAGCAAUGUGCCAUCAAAGUAUAUAUCAAAAUGCUAAGCUCGUUUCCAGGACAAUUUAACCAGCAAUGUAAUCGUUUGGAUGCCAAAAAACCGACUAAAAUUUAUCGCACAUUCUAUGUUCAUAU